Molecule: messenger RNA, 2574 nt
Organism: Exophiala aquamarina CBS 119918
Lineage: Eukaryota; Fungi; Ascomycota; Eurotiomycetes; Chaetothyriales; Herpotrichiellaceae
Exons: 2
Coding region: 1-2574 (857 amino acids)
Biological process (GO): RNA processing
Molecular function (GO): RNA nuclease activity; protein binding; RNA binding
Source: RefSeq, a predicted model, not a curated record
AUGUCCAUGCAGAACGACUUUGCGGGUACAUUUGACAGCGCAGGUCCCCAGAUAUUGAGUUCCCAGAUCAACGCGACCACAGUGAAUUUUGGACAAAGCGCGUCUACCACGAAAGACAAGAAGGCGAUCCUCUUAGAGUCUCUAAAGUAUAAAAACAUAAACACGCGCUGGUCAAGCAUCAGAGAAGAGCAUGUACAUACUUGCAGAUGGCUAUUUGAAGAGACGGAGUUUCAAGACUGGCUCACGCACCGCAAGGCGCACGAAAAUCAUGGCUUCUUAUGGAUCAAAGGCAAACCUGGAUCUGGAAAGUCCACGCUGAUGAAGUAUGCCUGCCUGGCAACUCGAAAGGAAAUGAAAGGAAAAGGGUUCACAAUCGUGUCCUUUUUCUUCAACGCUAGGGGCGCCUUGUUGGAGAAAUCUACAGCUGGAUUGUAUCGAUCACUUCUCUGGCAACUACUGAAAUCGCAAAGUCUUGAUUUCAUCUCCCAGAUCUUGGACGAUGUUAUGUUGGACGAUUUCUUAUCAGAAACGUUCUCAUGGACCCUCGAGUCUCUUGAAUCUUUGUUUCGAGUGGUUAUAAAGGAGCUUCGGUUGCCUGUGAUUUGCUUUAUCGACGCGCUAGGCGAAUGCGAUGAGAGCCAAGUCCGACAAAUGGGUAAGAAGCCCAAGGUGGUAAAACCCGCUUUAUGCGAUGAGAGACAUUAUCCUUUUGUACGUUAUGCUGCUGAUAACGUAUUAUUUCAUGCCGAGACCGCUGCUGCUAGCCAUAUCCCUGAAGAGAGAUUCCUUGCAGAAUUUGAUUUUCCUGUGUGGAUUGCUCUUCACAAUACAUAUCUCGACGUGAAGGCCCGACAGCAUACCGCCAAAACCAGGCUUCUUUAUGCCCUAGCAGAGGUGAACGUACCGAACUUGCUAAAGUCAUGUUCCAUGAAAUACUCCUAUCUCGACAUCGACGAGGAACGUUUUGGGACACCGCUCCAUGUCGCUCUCGCCGCUGGCAGUGUCGAUGCAGUCAAGACCUUUCUCGACCUCCGAGUAGAAGGUCUUGCGGCAGAACAUCCUGCUCGAAACUACUUGAGAAAAUACAGCCUUGAAUGUACAAAGCGCACCAAAACCCAUUGGGGCGUUGCAUUUCAGCGGCAGUCUAACUUCCUUUUUCAUUUGAUCGAGUGUGAAGAGGAAGCUGUUUUCGCCAUAUUUCUGUGCACCGCUAGUCCUCAAGAAUUACUGGAAUAUGUAAGUGAUAUUGACAAGAGUGGCAGGACGCUACUGAUAGCGGCUGCUACGCGCGGCCUAUUCAAGGCUGUUGAGCUCCUCGUUCAGCAACCAGGCAUAAAACUCAACGCACAAGAUCAUUCCUUCAUGUCCGCGCUGCACUAUGCAGCAGACGCAGGCCAUGCUCAAAUCGUUCAACUUCUUCUCGAGAAGGAUGAAACCGAUGUCAACGUUGGAGACCACUCUCUCGAGACCCCUACCAAGCUAGCUAUAAAAGGACAGCAAUUGGAGGUAGUCAGGAUUCUACUUGCGCUGAGGCCGGGUGAACUGAAACUCCAUGCAACUGGCUACAAGACAGGUGAUGCUUAUGAUAAAGCUUUCUUAUCCUAUGCUGUUGAGGCGGGUUCCAAAGAAGUUAUACAGAUACUACUUGAGACCCACCAAGAAGAGGUGUACUUAAGGGAUAGUUCUGGUAGAAACCCCUUAUCCUACGCUGCCCAGUGGGGCUUAGCAACAGGUGUGGAGGUGUUGCUUAAGACCUAUCAAGUCGACGUCAAUUCAAAAGACAAGCAUGGCAGAAUUCCAUUAGCUUAUGCUGCUCAGAGUAACUCUAAGGAGGUUAUACAGGCGUUUCUUAAGGACCCUCAAGUGGAGGUCAACUCAAGGGAUGAAAAUGGUAGAACUCCGUUGUCUUACGCCGCUGAAUGGAAUUCUGAGGGAGCUAUGAAGGCUUUACUUGAGACUCAUCAAGUGCAAGUUGAUUCAAGAGAUAUGCAAGGAAGAACGCCGUUCUCAUGGGCGGCGUCUAGUAUUUUUGGACGAAGGGAUGGAGUAUGGGCGAACCUAAUGAAUAUAGGCCACGCAGACCCUGCUAUAAAGGACAACGACUCAAGGUCUCCAUUAUGGUAUGCUGUGAGUCAGUAUGAUGAUGGACAGGUCGACUUCCUUCUUCAGACCACUGGGGUUAACUCAAACUCGAGAGAUAUCCAUGGUAUCAGUCCACUUCAAGUGGCUGCUCACUGCGAAAGACAAAAAACAGUCGUGGAUUUGCUCGACAAUGACGAGAUCGAGAUACGAGACGGGGAUUGGAUCGACCCAGCGGCAGAGCUCUUUCCAUGCAUUUACCCCUUUAUACUCUUUAAGAUGGAAACAUCUGAGUCCAGACUUUGUUUCCAGCUGAUCAGAGACGAAUGGCUCGCUAGGCAGGCAGUCCUGUCGAAAAAGAAUGAAGCUCAGAAGGAACAAACGAAAGAGGACCAAGCGAAGACCGACACCUCUCGUACGCGUGUGUCGCGCGCUCGCAAACGGGCCUUGUCAGUGAAGAGCGACGCUCUCAGCGUCCGAAGUUCCAAGCGAUGA